AUGGUCCGUCCCCCUACAGUGAUGUCCCCAUCUGGAAACCCCCAGCUGGAUUCCAAAUUCUCCAAUCAGGAAUGUAAUUCUGCUGACCACAUAAAAUCCCAGGAUUCUCAGCACACACCACACUCAAUGACCUCAACAAAUACGGCAGCCCCCAAGUCUUCCACCCCCUCCCAUGGCCAGACUACUGCCCCAGAGCCCACACCUGCUCAGAAGACUCCAGCCAAAGUGGUGUAUGUGUUUUCUACUGAGAUGGCAAAUAAAGCUGCAGAAGCUGUAUUGAAGGGCCAGGUUGAAACUAUUGUCUCUUUCCACAUCCAGAACAUCUCUAACAGCAAGACAGACAGAAGCACAGCCCCUGUGAAUACACAGAUACCUGCCCUUCGGAAUGAUCCAAAACCUCUCCCACAACAGCCCCCAGCACCAGUCAACCAGGACCAGAAUUCUUCACAGAAUACUAGACUUCAGCCAACUCCACCCGUUCCGGCACCAGCACCCAAGCCUGCCGCACCCCUGCGCCCCCUGGACCAAGAUAGUCCUGGGGUAGAAAGCAAGCUGAUUCCCUCUGUAGGAAGCCCUGCCAGCUCUACACCACUGCCCCCAGACGGUACCGGGCCAAACUCAACACCCAACAACCGAGCUGGGACCCCUGUCUCUCAGGGGAGCAAUAGUUCUUCAGCAGAUCCCAAAGCUCCCCCACCUCCACCUGUGUCCAGUGGAUCGGGAGACUCGCCGCUAGAAGACGAUGAAGUCGAGUAUUCACGCGCUAGAUAUAAAGACACCCUGUGGUGUUCCCCCAUCAAGGUGAAAUAUGGGGAUGUGUACUGCAGGGCCCCUCAAGGAGGAUACUACAAAACAGCGCUGGGAGCCAGGUGUGACAUUCGCUGCCAGAAGGGCUAUGAGCUGCAGGGCUCUUCUCAACUCAUCUGCCAGUCAAACAAGCGGUGGUCUGACAAGGUCAUCUGUAAGCAAAAGCGAUGUCCUACCCUUGCCAUGCCAGCAAAUGGAGGGUUUAAAUGUGUAGAUGGUGCCUACUUUAACUCCCGGUGUGAGUACUACUGCUCUCCCGGGUACACACUGAAAGGAGAGCGGACAGUGACAUGCAUGGACAACAAGGCCUGGAGUGGGAGACCAGCCUCCUGUGUGGAUAUAGAACCUCCUAGAAUUAAGUGUCCAAGUGUGAAGGAACGCAUUGCUGAACCCAAUAAGCUAACGGUUCGGGUGUCUUGGGAUACCCCUGAGGGAAGAGACACAGCAGAUGGUAUUCUGACUGAUGUCAUUCUAAAAGGCCUCCCCCCAGGCUCAAAUUUUCCAGAAGGCGACCACAAGAUCCAGUACACAGUUUAUGACAGAGCUGAGAACAAGGGUAUUUGCAAAUUUCGGGUUAAAGUAAGAGUCAAACGCUGCGGCAAACUCAAUGCUCCGGAAAAUGGUUAUGUGAAGUGCUCCAGUGAUGGUGACAAUUAUGGAGCUACCUGUGAGUUCUCCUGCAUUGGUGGCUAUGAGCUACAAGGCAGCCCUGCCCGAGUGUGUCAAUCUAACCUGGCUUGGUCUGGCACAGAGCCCACCUGCACAGCCAUGAACAUCAACGUAGGCGUCAGAACAGCAGCUGCACUUCUAGAUCAAUUUUAUGAGAAAAGACGACUACUCAUCCUGUCUACACCCACAGCCCGAAAUCUUCUUUAUCGGCUGCAGCUGGGAAUGCUUCAGCAAUCUCAGUGCAACUUGGAUCUUCGGCAUAUCACCGUGGUGGAGUUGGUGGGUGUGUUCCCAACUCUCAUUGGAAGGAUAGGAACAAAGAUUAUGCCUCCAUCUCUAGCUCUGCAGCUCAGGCUGCUGCUGCGAAUCCCACUGUAUACCUUCAGUAUGGUGCUUGUGGAUAAGCAUGGCAUGGACAAGGAACGUUACAUCUCCCUGGUGACACCCAUGGCCCUCUUCAACCUGAUCGACACUUUCCCCUUGAGAAAAGAGGAGAUGGUCCUGCAAGCCGAAAUGGGCCACACCUGUAGCACCUGAUGUGCUGGUUCCUUGGUGCUCCCCCUUUGGUUUCUCUUCUCUUUCUAUGUAACACUAUGCACACAGGGAAGGUCUUGAGAAAUAUCUUUGAUGUACAGA
This is a messenger RNA of Elephantulus edwardii (Cape elephant shrew), 2112 nucleotides long. RefSeq names its product sushi-repeat containing protein, X-linked (gene SRPX). The record is from RefSeq and is a predicted model, not a curated record. The transcript is spliced from 10 exons. Lineage: Eukaryota; Metazoa; Chordata; Mammalia; Macroscelidea; Macroscelididae. The coding region runs from base 1 to 2013 and encodes 670 amino acids.